Messenger RNA from Juglans regia (Persian walnut), 453 nucleotides. RefSeq names its product secreted RxLR effector protein 161-like. The transcript has a single exon. NCBI's taxonomy places the organism in Eukaryota, Viridiplantae, Streptophyta, Magnoliopsida, Fagales, Juglandaceae. The record is from RefSeq and is a predicted model, not a curated record. Bases 1 to 453 code for a protein of 150 amino acids.
AUGGAAGGGAAGACACAUGGUCGCACUCUAAUGAGCACCUCGGUUAAAAUAUGUUCGGAUUCUACAGGUAAAAGCAUUGAUCCUACUUUAUAUAGAAGCAUGAUAGAAAGUCUCAUUUACAUUACUGCUAGCAAAGCAGACAUUGCUUUUAGUGUAGGUGUUUGUGCACGAUUUCAAGCUAAUCCUAAAGAAUCACACCUCAUUGCAGUAAAAAGAAUCUUGAAAUACCCGAGUGCUACUGUUGACUAUGGCAUCUGGUAUUCAAAAGAUUCAAAUUUGAGUCUGGCUGGCUAUUCUAAUGCUGACUGGGCUGGUAAUACUGACGACAGAAAAAGCACCACAGGUGGAUGUUUUUAUGUCGGUAGCAAUUUGGUAGCAUGGAUAAGCAAUAAGCAAAACUCCAUCUUUUUGUCCACUGUUGAAGCCAAAUACAUUGCGACUGGCAAUUGUUAA